Messenger RNA from Thamnophis sirtalis, 1043 nucleotides. It is a transcript of the gene VMA22, whose product is annotated as vacuolar ATPase assembly factor VMA22. Gene Ontology annotation, biological process: vacuolar proton-transporting V-type ATPase complex assembly. The record is from RefSeq and is a predicted model, not a curated record. Lineage: Eukaryota; Metazoa; Chordata; Lepidosauria; Squamata; Natricidae.
AAGUCAAUUGUGAAAAGCCGAUCGGAUGCAGUGAGAGAACUUGGGGGAGGUUGAGCGACCAGCUGUCUUCGUUAGAGGAAGACCUGCGACGUUACCCUGAUAUAUUUGUUUGCGAAGCAGAAACUCUUGAAACCUGUGUGACACAAGGUUGAAUAGGAUCAAUUGUCCAAUUUUCCAUUCAGAUGGCUCCCGCAGAGGACUUUGGACAAACUGAAAUAUGCGAGGAAUUAGAUCGUGUUAUUCUUCACCUUUUUGAUGCUCUUGAAAUGCUCCAGACCAAGAGGGAAGCUUUCAAUAGCAUGGUGGAGCAGGGUUGGUUCUCACUUUCCAAAUCUCGCUAUGCCAUGGGUAACAAAUCUGUAUCUACCCUGCAAUAUGGACACCAGAUGACACCACUUGUUCGGAUAGAAACUAGCAAGGCAGAAGAUGGGCACACUCAGUUUCAGGUGAUCGCAGAAGAUGUUUUCAAAGGCAAGGAUGAAAGCCCAACUAUUGUGGAAGAAAUUGGCCCCAGUGAACAAGUUCUACGACGACGAAAAGGUCCAGGAAGAGCCGAGGAUGUGGCCCAACCCCUGAAUACAGCAUCCCAGCCUGCAGAGGCCUUAGGCCACCAUGACCCCCUGAACUGGUUUGGUAUCCUUGUGCCUCAAAGCCUCCGACAAGCCCAAAAGACUUUCCGAGAAGGGAUCAGCCUGGCUGCAGAAAUUGCCUCAAUACAAAGUGAAAUUGAAGCCACUCAGAGUUAUUACAAGUCACUGUUGGGGAAAAAACAAAAACUGGUUGCUGGAAAGAAGCAGUACUCUCCUUGAUCAAUAAUGAUCAUCUCUAAUGAUACAAUAUAAGCUAUAAAGUGUAGCUUAUAUUUACUGGAGCCAUUUUGAAAAUAUCUAUGUGUGUCCUGAACCGUUUUUAAAUCUCUCUAUAAAAUAUAAUUAUAAUUAUUAAUGGCUUUGUAAGUUACAAGUGCACUUUAGAAAGAUUUGUUUGCACAAAGCUAAAAAUGGAUGGAUGUAUUUUAAAAUAAAGCAUAGCUGUAAAAUCUA